AUGAAGGCUUGGGAGGCGACUGUCCGCAGAACACAGGCCGCGGCCAAAAAACGAGCCAACACGAUCUUCGGCACGUCUUACCCAGUCGAGAACAACACGAACGCCGUCGAAGAUCAAGAAACGAACGACGACCUGGAUGAGGAAACACACGCUCCCGGUGAGGUCUACCACGCGGAGAAAUUCCUCCCCAAUGGCGACUACUACGCUGGCUAUUGGGCCGACAGCUUCCCACAUGGGCAGGGCAAGUAUUGGUGGACCGACGGUUGUAUGUACGUUGGUGAGUGGUUUAAAGGAAAAACGAUGGGUAAAGGCGUAUUCAGCUGGCCUUCUGGCGCAAUGUACGAAGGGAAUUUCAAAAGCGGGUUCAUGGAUGGUGAGGGAACUUACACGGGAGCAAACGGGGGCACGUAUAAAGGCUCGUGGGUGAUGAAUCUAAAGCACGGUUAUGGUAUAAAGGAGUACGCGAACGGGGAUAGCUACGAAGGCGAAUGGAGCCGUGGUUCGCAAGAAGGGCAAGGGAAGUACCAAUGGAAAAAGGGGAACUUUUACGUUGGGGAGUGGAAGAACGGGAGGAUUUGCGGCGGCGGGAGGAUGAUGUGGACGAAUGGGAACGCGUACGAGGGGAGUUGGGAAGACGGAGUGCCGAAAGGGAACGGGACUUUCAAGUGGGCCGACGGGAGUUUCUACGUCGGGAACUGGUCGAGCGACCCCAAGGAGCAGAACGGGACUUACUACCCGUCGUCCGGUUCGCUUCUGGUCGAGUGGGACCCGCAAGAGGUUUACGCGAGCGAUUUGAAGGAUUGUAAGUGUUUGGAAAUAGUUAAUAAGGAGGAAAAUGGGAGGGUUGAGAUGAAAUGGGCUUGUAGGCACUUUUUGUUUGUGCUAGUAGCUGAGAAUCGAUUUUCCGUUUUUGUUUUCUUUUCCAAGUGUUUGCAUAUAGUUACUAAGGAGAAAAAUGGGAAGGCUGAGAUGCAUUCAGUGGGCCGACCUGGACCUCCUCCAUCGCUCGAUUUGAAGCCAUCAGCUUUCGACCCUAAGGAGAAAUUUUGGACGAAAUUUCCUCCCGAGGGUUCCAAAAUUACACCACCCCACCAAUCUUGUGAGUUUAAAUGGAAAGAUUAUUGCCCCAAAGUAUUCAGGACACUGAGAAUGUUAUUCAAAGUGGAUCCAGCAGAUUAUAUGCUAUCGAUAUGCGGCAAUGAUGCAUUGCGGGAGCUUUCAUCUCCCGGUAAAAGCGGAAGCUUUUUUUACUUGACCAAUGAUGAUCGUUACAUGAUAAAGACAAUGAAGAAAGCUGAAGUGAAAGUUCUCCUGAGGAUGCUGAACGCAUAUUAUAAUCACGUUCGAGCCUUUGAGAACACGCUAGUGACCAAAUAUUUCGGCCUGCAUUGUGUCAAGUUGAACGGACAGAAGGUUCGGUUUAUCAUCAUGGGAAAUCUAUUCUGUUCAGAGUACACUAUUCACAGAAGAUAUGAUUUGAAAGGAUCGACUUUUGGCCGGCUGACAGAUAAGCCCGAAUCAGAAAUCGAUGCAAACACAACACUCAAAGAUCUCGAUCUCAACUUCAUUUUCCGGCUCCAAAAGACUUGGUUCCAAGAAUUCAGAAGACAAGUCGACCGGGACUGUGAGUUUCUUGAACAAGAGAGGAUUAUGGAUUACAGCCUUUUGGUUGGUCUUCAUUUUACAGAGGCAUCGAACGACGAGCACACUCCAACUGGGACUUUAACCCCUGUCGAUAAUGGUGGUUCAGACGAAUCAGUUCCACGUUUAUCCCGAGCAGAUGUAGACCAGUUGCUUUUAGACCCUGCCGGGUGGGCCAGCAUUCGACUCGGGAUCAACAUGCCAGCUCGUGUCGAAAGAACCGAAAGGAAACAAGACACGGAGCUUCAGUUGGUAGGUGAGCCCACGGGAGAAUAUUACGAUGUGGUAAUGUUCUUCGGCAUUAUCGACAUUCUUCAGGAUUAUGACAUCACCAAGAAACUCGAGCACGCGUACAAAUCCAUUCAAUACGACCCCAACUCCAUAUCAGCAGUCGACCCGAAACAGUACUCGAGGCGUUUUCGUGACUACAUUUUGAAAGCUUUUGCCGAGGACACGUAAGAUGCGCGGUUUUCGUGGGUUUUCUGCGCUUUUAUUUUUAUUUUUAUUUUUU
Messenger RNA from Striga asiatica, 2152 nucleotides. The record is from the annotation of a GenBank genome assembly. Lineage: Eukaryota; Viridiplantae; Streptophyta; Magnoliopsida; Lamiales; Orobanchaceae.